CUUCCACUCGUGUUUCUAUAACUCAAUAGAAACACGGUACAUGUUUUCUAUUUCUUAAAUAUCAUACACGGAGGAUCCAUCGUUUGGAAACUUUUAGAACCAUCCGCUGUCAGCGCCAGAGAUUAUGCUAAAAGGGCAAAAAGUCUCCCGCCCUCAGAAACUUGAACUUUAGUGAAGAGUCUCCGUAAAUGAGUCCCCAGAUUGACAGUGAUUUCGUCUUUUAUUGAUUUUAUUCACAUCUUUUUGCAUUUUUCAACUUUUUAAUAUGCUAUUAACUACAUUUUUUUCGCACGGCCCCAUAAGCUAUAUUAGAUUUAAAACCCACCUUGUUUAAAUAAAAGAUGUAUUGUAUUGCUACAAGAUAAAUUCACUUUUUAAUAGGUGUUGUCCUCGGGGUCGCGAUCGUCAUUGCUUAUAUAAGUGUUUAACGUCUAAACACUCACUUCAUUAAAACGUGCUGUUAUGAACACGCUAUCAGAGCAAUCCAAAAAAUUUGCAUGACUUGGAUGUAACAGGUGUCGUAAACAAAUGCAUGCCUUUCUUCAACACCUGAUGCCUCAGAAACAGAUUCAUACGGAGAGGAAAGCUAGGAUCUGUUUGCUUACGAUCCGUUUUUUUAAAAAUAUUUUUACAGCAUUGAAAAUUGAAGUUAUCGAAAGCGAGCUAUUUUCUCAUCAUGUAUGGCAAAUUAUGAAAAUCCACUUUACUUGCAAUAAUUAGAUUGGCAGGUGUCAAAAAAUUUCACCAUUUUUAUUCACUUAACACACAUUAGAUUGGCAGUUUUUAAAGCUGAAUCAAGGGAACUCUCUCAUUUUAAUUUGUUUACAGUUGAGCAAUCAUACUGCUUUGACAAGUGACGAACAAACCAAUUGUAGGGACUGAUUAUUCAAUCUAAACUGCGUUUAAUUUACUUUAUAUCCUAAAAAACUGAGCAUUUCAGCCUUCUCACUGGCGACGCUGCUACACCAUAGUUUCUUUGAAACUAGCUGCCUUGAUCCGCUUGCAACAAUACGAAUUCCCAUUUUACACUGAGAUAACGCGUUGACGUCGUACAUCAUGAAUGGAAAACUGUUGUUGGUUUUACGGCUGUGCUUCAUGCUAAGCAAUGAUGAAGCAACGGGCUCCGCCCUCAAGAAGAAAAGAUACGCUGAACCAAGGCAAACAACCAUUUGUGAAGGGAACAGAAACACCAUCAAUUGCCAUGAAAAGCAAAUCAGCGUGGUAGAGGCUUCCUAUGGCAGACAUGACCGCAGUACCUGCUCUCAUUCGGCAAUUUACACAACCAGUUGUCAUGCCGGCAAUUCCCUUAGUAUUGUGCGCAGCAAAUGCAACUACAGGAGCAGCUGUACCUUGGAAGCAAGCAACUCAGUAUUUGGUGAUCCCUGUCAUGGAACAUACAAAUAUCUGAGGGUCACGUACAAGUGCACUGAUCAGGAUUCUUUAACCAUUUGUGAAGGGGACAGAAACACCAUCAAUUGCCAUGGAAAGCGAAUCAGUGUGGUAGACGCUUCCUAUGGCAGACAUGACCGCAGCACCUGCUCUCAUUCGGAAAUUUACACAACCAGUUGUCAUGCAAAAAAAGACCCUUUAUUUCCCUAUCAAGUUGCGUUUGAAGGAAAUCUCACUUUGAUGCGCACGUAUCUGUCCACGUACCAAUGA
This is a messenger RNA of Orbicella faveolata, 1659 nucleotides long. RefSeq names its product rhamnose-binding lectin-like. The record is from RefSeq and is a predicted model, not a curated record. NCBI's taxonomy places the organism in Eukaryota, Metazoa, Cnidaria, Anthozoa, Scleractinia, Merulinidae. Gene Ontology annotation, molecular function: carbohydrate binding.